Molecule: messenger RNA, 1490 nt
Organism: Lucilia cuprina (Australian sheep blowfly)
Lineage: Eukaryota; Metazoa; Arthropoda; Insecta; Diptera; Calliphoridae
Gene: Dhod
Product: dihydroorotate dehydrogenase (quinone), mitochondrial
Exons: 3
Coding region: 110-1309 (399 amino acids)
Biological process (GO): pyrimidine ribonucleotide biosynthetic process; 'de novo' pyrimidine nucleobase biosynthetic process
Cellular component (GO): cytoplasm; mitochondrial inner membrane
Molecular function (GO): dihydroorotate dehydrogenase activity
Source: RefSeq, a predicted model, not a curated record
UUAUAGCUCAUUAUUAACAUAAUGUUAAAACCACCUGGUUGUUAAAAUUGUUUUUUAUUUUUGUAUUUAGCAAAUUUGCAAAUUUUUUAUUUAAUAUUUUAAUAAAAUUAUGGCUGCUCGUGCUCCUAAGGUGGCAAAUAAGCUUAAAACUUUGGCUUUGGUUUGUACUGGAGGUGGUUUGGUGUUUUCGGGCUUAUGCAUUUAUCAAGGCCAAGAGCAGUAUUAUGAGAAAAUCUUAAUGCCGGCCACAAGACUACUGCCACCAGAAACUAGUCACAAAUUGGCGGUGUGGGCUUGCAAAUAUAAAUUGUUUGGCAAAUCCAAUAAACCAGAUGAUGCUAUAUUGCAAACCGACUUUUUUGGCCUAACUUUAACCAACCCUUUGGGUAUAGCGGCUGGUUUUGAUAAACAAGGAGAAGCUGUUGAAGGUUUGUCACAAAUCGGCUUUGGUUUUGUAGAAAUCGGUUCAGUUACACCAGAACCUCAACCCGGCAACCCUUUGCCUCGUGUUUUUCGUUUAGUAGAAGAUGAGGCCAUUAUAAAUCGUUAUGGCUUUAAUAGCGAGGGCCAUGCUGAGGUGUUUAAACGUCUAAAGGCUUUAAAAGAUUCGGGAAAUUUUCAAGGUGUUUUAGGUAUCAACUUGGGUAAAAACAAAACCUCACCCUCGGCCAAGGAGGAUUAUAGAAAAGGUGUUUUAAUAUUUGGACCCAUAGCUGAUUAUUUGGUUAUAAAUAUAAGCAGUCCUAAUACUCCUGGAUUAAGAGAUCUACAGGGUAAAAAAGAUUUAGAGGCUCUUUUGGAAACAGUUAUAAAAACUCGUAAUGAAUUGCAUGCCAACAAUAAAGUACCCGUAUUGCUUAAACUGGCUCCCGAUCUAACACAACAGGAUAUUAAAGAUAUAGCUGCGGUGGUAAAUAAGAAAAGCUGCCGUGUCGAUGGUUUGAUAGUCUCAAAUACUACCAUAGCACGCGAUAAUCUGAAGGAGGUUUCUUUAACUGCUUUGGAAACGGGUGGUCUGAGUGGUGUUCCUCUACGCUCCAAGUCUACAGCCUUAAUAGCAGAAAUGUAUUACCAAACUGGUGGCAAAAUUCCCAUAAUGGGUGUGGGUGGUAUUUCAUCCGGUCAGGAUGCUUAUGAGAAAAUAGAAGCUGGUGCUUCCUACUUACAGCUGUACACCUCAUUCAUCUUUCAUGGUCCGCCCAUAGUAAAGCGGGUCAAAAGUGAGCUGGCUGAAAUAUUAAAAGCUAAAAAUUACAAAUCCAUUACGGAGGCAGUGGGUAGCAAUUACAAACAUUAUUUGAAUAAGUAAAAAAGGAACAAUUUUCAUUUUUUUUCUAUUACAAACAAGCUUUGUUUUUCUCAAUCCUGGAAAUUUGAUACCGGAUAACGUUAUAGGUUUGUUUAUGUUUUUAGCAACUAUGUUAUAAUUGUAGGAAAUUUUUGAUAAAAUAUCAUUGUAGUAACUAAUUAUAGAAUGUUUCCCCUUGCAA